CACCAAGCUAGAGGACCGGUUUAUUGCAUGCGAGGUUAGGUAACAGAUCAUAGUGUAGUGAGUGAGUGCAUUGAAUGUUUCAAGUUAAUUGAAAACAAUAAUCUAAGAUGCAUUGGUUGACGGGCUGUGUGGUUCUAUGGGCAUCUCUAACAGGAGUGUUUGGGGCUCGUAUCCUAGCAGUGCUGCCAUUCCCCGGCAAAAGUCACUUUAUCUUCUCCUCCGCAAUUAUCAGAGCUCUGACAGAGCGGGGCCAUGAGGUGGUGGAGUACGGCCCCUUCCCCCCCGCCAAGCCAAUACCUAACUACACCCAUGUGGAGAUACACACUGCCUUUGAGGAGAUAUUGAAAAAUUGGUCCUACGAAACUUUCAUAUACCUUACACAAAAAGAUCAACCAACUUUUGGGGUAGGCUUCAGUGCUGUUUGGGAAAUGACAAAUCAGAUUUGUGAGCAGACAUUCCAGCACGAAAAUAUCAAACGUCUUUUAAACUCAAAAGAACAUUUUGACCUUGUCAUAACCGAAUCGACCUUCGGACAAGAAUCCAUGUUGGUUUUUGGCCACAAAUUCAACGCCCCGACGAUUACAGUUCAAGGCUUUGGGUUGUCAUGUCUUAUUAAUCGAGUUGCGGGGAACUCAUUGCCUAUAGCCUCUAUUCCUGAUUUUGCAACAACCGCGAUGACUCAGCCUAUGACCUUUAAGGAGCGGGCUAACAACUUAAUGGGUGUUACUUUGGCGUUGUAUCAGUUCUACAAUUAUCAUCUGCCCAAUCACCAGAAGAUCAUCAACAAGUAUUACCCUGGUGAUGCUCCGUGUGUUCAACAGCUGGUUACAAACGUGUCUCUCUACUUUACCAACUCUCAUCCAGGUGUUGAGUAUACUCAACCCUACACUCCCAACAUUGUGCCUGUUGCUGGCAUCACCUUGACUGAGGAUAGAUCGCCUUUGCCACAGAUUGUGCUAGUGAUGCAUUGGUUGACGGGCUGUGUGGUUCUAUGGGCAUCUCUAACAGGAGUGUUUGGGGCUCGUAUCCUAGCAGUGCUGCCAUUCCCCGGCAAAAGUCACUUUAUCUUCUCCUCCGCAAUUAUCAGAGCUCUGACAGAGCGGGGCCAUGAGGUGGUGGAGUACGGCCCCUUCCCCCCCGCCAAGCCAAUACCUAACUACACCCAUGUGGAGAUACACACUGCCUUUGAGGAGAUAUUGAAAAAUUGGUCCUACGAAACUUUCAUAUACCUUACACAAAAAGAUCAACCAACUUUUGGGGUAGGCUUCAGUGCUGUUUGGGAAAUGACAAAUCAGAUUUGUGAGCAGACAUUCCAGCACGAAAAUAUCAAACGUCUUUUAAACUCAAAAGAACAUUUUGACCUUGUCAUAACCGAAUCGACCUUCGGACAAGAAUCCAUGUUGGUUUUUGGCCACAAAUUCAACGCCCCGACGAUUACAGUUCAAGGCUUUGGGUUGUCAUGUCUUAUUAAUCGAGUUGCGGGGAACUCAUUGCCUAUAGCCUCUAUUCCUGAUUUUGCAACAACCGCGAUGACUCAGCCUAUGACCUUUAAGGAGCGGGCUAACAACUUAAUGGGUGUUACUUUGGCGUUGUAUCAGUUCUACAAUUAUCAUCUGCCCAAUCACCAGAAGAUCAUCAACAAGUAUUACCCUGGUGAUGCUCCGUGUGUUCAACAGCUGGUUACAAACGUGUCUCUCUACUUUACCAACUCUCAUCCAGGUGUUGAGUAUACUCAACCCUACACUCCCAACAUUGUGCCUGUUGCUGGCAUCACCUUGACUGAGGAUAGAUCGCCUUUGCCACAGGAUAUACAAAAGUUUAUGGAUGGUGCAAAAGAAGGAGUUAUAUACUUUAGCUUUGGAACUGUUGUUCCAUUACACCUUUUCCCCAAGGAAGUGCUUGAGAAAUUUACCAAUGUAUUUAAGAAGAUGAAACAAAGAGUGAUUUGGAAGAUUGAACUUGACAACAUUCCUAAUUUACCAAAUAAUGUGAUGCUCAAAAAGUGGGUCCCCCAACCGGGGGUUUUGGCGCAUCCCAACUUAGCUCUGUUCCUGACCCACGGCGGCCUCAACAGUCAGUUGGAGGCCAUGAACGCAGGAGUGCCAACCAUAGGGAUUCCGUUCUUUGGCGACCAGUUGUACAACAUCCAUGUUAACGAGUAUUACCACAUAGGGGUCAAAGUAGACUUCAAAACUCUGUCGGAGGAAUCCCUGCUUUCAGCCUUCACUAAAGUGUUGAAUGAUAAGAGGUACAAGCAGAAUGCGCAGAGGAUGUCCCGCAUAUUCCGUGACAGACCGGUGUCGCCCGCAGACUCUGUCGUGUUCUGGACAGAGUACUUGACGAGACAUGCAGGAGCGCGUCAUCUACAGCCUGUUGCCGCUCAGCUGCCCUGGUACCAGCUGUGGCUGGUGGACAUUGUUGCAGCUGUAUUGGCAGUUGUGGUAGUCUUUUACUUAGUAAUUAGGAAAGUCCUGUCUCUUUUGUUUGGUAGACGGACUGUUGCAAAGAGUAAGAAGAAUAAUUAGUUUAUGUAGAGUACUUGUAGAGUAAUGUUAGCUGUUUUUUACUGUUAUCUUUUUUAUUCAGUUUAUUAAACUAAACCAUUUUUGUCAAACCUCUGAAACUAGUUGAUAAGAUUCCUCGGAAUCCAACUAUCAACUUUUGGACACCAAAAUAGAGAUAAUUUCAAUAUGGA
This is a messenger RNA of Macrosteles quadrilineatus (aster leafhopper), 2695 nucleotides long. Its product is annotated as UDP-glycosyltransferase UGT5-like. The coding region runs from base 108 to 2525 and encodes 805 amino acids. The record is from RefSeq and is a predicted model, not a curated record. The transcript has 9 exons. Gene Ontology annotation, molecular function: UDP-glycosyltransferase activity. NCBI's taxonomy places the organism in Eukaryota, Metazoa, Arthropoda, Insecta, Hemiptera, Cicadellidae.